AUGCGCUUAAUAUCAUCCGUUUUCCUCAUCGCCAUCACCAGUUGGGCUCAAGAAUCCGAAGGUUUGCGAGCGCUUUUCCAAUUUUUCGGUCAAUCGCUUGUUUUCGCCGCUGCUGUUUUGAAUUUUCGGCGCCGAAAAAAGCGGGGCGCUUUUUUCAAGGGGAAAUACGAAAAAUGUGUGCAUAAUCCGGUCCGUGUGUCACUUUUCGCGUCUCCAAGACAACAGAAGAAGAGAGGGGGCGUGAGAGCAGGUGAACAUGACGAGCAAGACGUAUAAUCAGACGGGAUUUCGAUAUUUUUAGUCCCCGACUGAGUUUCUAGACUUUUUCAGAGCAAGAAAAGUGCACAAAGGAUUACUGUAGACUCGUGUUUCUCUUUCUUUCUCUCUCUCUUCUCGAAUAAUUCAUGAGGUAGGCGAGCGAAGAGCUCGUGGAGAAAUAAAAAGAAAAUGCUCACACACUUUACAUUUUACGAGUUUAAUUAAGUUUAGCCAUGUGAGCGCCGAUGAAGGGGAGCAAAAGGAGAAGAAGAAGAAGAAGAAGAAGAAGAAGAGGGAAUUGAACUUUUUCACGCUUCGUUGAGCUCGCUAUCAGCUGGCGCUCGUCGGAGUACGAUGCUCCGUUUUUGACGUUUUAGACGGUUUAGACAGGGGUUUGGGGCAAAAUGAUAAACUACAAAGUUGGAGAGCACUAAAUUUGCAACAACUUUUUUGUUGAUCACUUUUUGGAAUAAUCAUUGGUUCUCGAGAUAUCACUUCUUGAACAUUUACGAGUUUUCACUGGUUUUGAAAGAGCUGUAUCUUGAGAACCAAUGAUUCGUUCAAAAAGUGGUCGCCAGAAAAGUUGUUGCAAAUGUCAUUUUCUACAACUUUGCAAUUGAUUAGGUCUUCCAAAACCGCUGUCUAAGCCGUCAAAAGUGUCAAAAACGGAGUGUCGUACUCAUAAAUCACUCUAAAUUUCUCCUCGAAAACUGCGUCAUCAAAGAAGCACAUCAAAGUUGAAAAAUCUUCUUUCCGGGCCCCCCUCCUCAAAAAAAAACAUUUAUUUUCGAUUUCUCUUCUUCUUCUUCUUCUUCUUCCUCUUACCGCCGCCCACGUCAGCUGCUAGUCGUCAUCUCACGGAUAAACUUUGUCGGGACGGAUAAUAUUGAGAAGAAAGAGAGGGAGAGAGAGAGAGAAUCAUUUUUUUGAUUUAUUGACAUCCAACAAGACGGAUCUGGGGUUUUGAAAAAGUCAGUACGAUGCUCCGCUGCUGACGGCGCCUUGUUUAGCCAAAAAAAACGCACAUGUGACACGUAUAAAUACAUUUGGAGAGUGUCUGACCAAUGCUUUUAUCCAUGAAAUUGAAUCAGUCGGAGUGCAAGCAUACAAUAUCGAAUUUCUGCGGCAAUUUGAUUGUUUUUCUUCGCACACUCAAUUUUUUCAGGGUUCCUGCCGAAAAAAGUGAUCAAAAGGCCGCCGGCGAUCGACGAGAACACAUUUUUGAGACGGCGGGCUUUGGGAUCCGAGGACGGCGGUCAGGUGGUCGCGGAUCCGGAUGCUGAUGGAGAUCCGCACGGAAGGUACGGUUUGGCGGAGAAAAAACCGAAAGAGUUGGUCAAUUUUCAACGAGUAUUGUGGACUUUUGAGAAGAGUCAACUUCCGACGGCUACAGUACUCUCGGGAAUGGUUGUACAGAAAAGGUGUCAACUGGAAAAAUAAAGUUCAAGUCUAGUACUGUCAUUUUGUAGUUGACAACUUUUUUCUACAACCACUUCCUAGAGUACUGUGUAGCUUUUCAAAGUUAGGUGUGCUUUUGAAGGCUCGAAACUAACCCCAACUUCUGAGAGCUACAGUACACCAGAAAGUGAUCGUAUCAAAAAAUGAUCAACUACAAGGAUGACGUACUAGACUUGAAGUGCUCACAAAAAACGUUUUAAAGUCGGCGCCAUUUGUCCGAAGCCUACAAUACUCAUUUCCAGACUUGCCACGUGGAUCCGCUCGCACGCACGUCAUCACAUUCCGCUCAAACAUCCGCACACGCAAAUCGACGUCUUCAUUUCGGCCGGGCUCUAUCAAAUUGUCGACUUGGUAGGUAGCAGGGGUGUGCGGAAAAUUUUUUUCGGAAAAUUUCGGAAAAUCGGUUUUUCCGAAUUUUUUUUUUCGGAAAAUUUCGGAAAAUCGGGUUUUCCGAAUUUUUUUUUUCGGAAAAUUUCGGAAAAAUCGGAAAAAUCGGAAAACUCACUUGUUCAUUGGUUCAAUAAAGUGUUUAAACAACGUUCUAAUACAAAAAAAUGCUUAUUAUGAUUUGAAAUCACUUGAGUGGGCGGAAGCCAAGCAAUGGAAUAUUUUUUUGCAAAAAAAUUAGCCGAGAGAAGCUCUCCGGGUCCAGUGUUUUCCGAUUGUCAGUGAGAAUCAGGGGUGUGCGGAAAAUAUUUCGAUUUUCCGAGAUUUUCCGAUUUUCCGAGAAAUUUUCGGAAAAAAGACGCUCGCUGCUAGACCCUUCCAAAAAUUUUGUGAUGCGCCUUUAAAAAGCAUACGGUGGUUUCGGACAAAUUGACCUUGAAUCCACACUAAUUUUCCGAAAAUUUUGCCGAAAAUUUUCGGAAAAUUUCUCGGAAAAUCGGAAAAUUUCGGAAAAUCGAAAUAUUUUCCGCACACCCCUGGUAGGUAGGCUGCUGGUCUGUUAGCGUCGUCGAGCCAAACAUGGAAAAGUAUAAUAAUACAGUGGAGUCGACCGCCCCCCAAAAUCAGGGAACAUUCUUCCGAAACACGGCCCCUGGGGACUAUUUUUAGGUUUUCUUGACACAUGCCGACAAUAUCCGCGUUUUUUUUAGGACCAACGCAACAAUUUGGCGACCGUCUCCGCCUACUUUGACGUGCACUGGAACGACGAUUUCGUCAAGUGGAAGCCCGACGUUUUCGGCGGAAUCGAGCGCAUUUUCGUGCCGAUCAAGUGGAUUUGGAAACCCGAAUUCUACAUGUACCACAGUGUGUACGGACGCGUUCCGGAUUACGCGCCCGACGCCUCCGCAGAGCUCCAUUUCAAUGGUACGAGUAUUGGAGGAGUGUGGCGCUGGAAACUGGCGCCACACAAAUGACGUCAACUUCAAGCGGCUAGAGUAGGCUGCGGAGGAGUGGUUGUACAAAAACGUUGUCAACUGUGAAAAUAUUGCGCACAUUUAGCACUUUAUUUUUGUAGUUUACAAGUUUCCUGUAAAGUCGCUCCUAAGACUACUGUAGCCGCUUGAAGUUGUAGAUGUCUGGAAGCGAUAUCGCGUUUCAAUGCCAACUGCUAAUAGCUGUAGUACUCCAGGAGUUGGUUUUAGAAGAAAAGUGUCAACUAGAAAAAUAAAGAUCACGUCUGGUAAUGUACUUUUGUAAUUGACAAUUUUUCUCUACGACCACUCUCAAAACUACUGUAGCUCUUUGAAGUUUGGGCUCAUUUUUAAGUCUUCGAGGUAAGCCCAACUUCCAAGCGCUACAACUACAUAAAUGAUCGACUACACAUCAAGUUUUCGCUAAUUCCGGCUUUUUUUGCAGGUCGCGUCCGAAUGUUCGUGUCGAUUUCGUCGAAAAGUUUCUGUCCGAUCAACUUUAAACGUUUCCCGUUCGACUCGCAAACAUGCUCGUUCUCGGUUACUUUUUCUUUAAAAUUUAUAGCGUUUUCGAGGCGAAAAGGGAACAACAACACAUAGUUGUUGCAUAA
This is a messenger RNA of Caenorhabditis sp. 36 PRJEB53466, 3685 nucleotides long. NCBI's taxonomy places the organism in Eukaryota, Metazoa, Nematoda, Chromadorea, Rhabditida, Rhabditidae. The record is from the annotation of a GenBank genome assembly.